Molecule: messenger RNA, 658 nt
Organism: Racocetra persica
Lineage: Eukaryota; Fungi; Glomeromycota; Glomeromycetes; Diversisporales; Gigasporaceae
Source: the annotation of a GenBank genome assembly
AAUUAAAAAGACAAAGGAUGAACCAAAAAUCAUCAUUAAGAAUAGAAUUAAAAAGACAAAGGAUGAACCAAAAAUCAUCAUUAAGAAUAGAAUUAAAAAGAUAAAGGAUGAACAAAAAAUCAAUGCCGUUAGGAAUAAAAAUAAGAUUUUACAGAAUGAAAAUAAAAAAUUGAACAACGAAAUUAAGAAGUUGAAUAACGUAAUCAAGAGGUUGAAUAAGUUGAACAAUAAGAGUUUAAAAAAUCAAAAAAGUCCUUCAAAUGUUGAAAUUGGAAAGAGUUUCGAAAAUGAAAUUAGCAAGAUUUUAAAGAGUAAAGGGGUUCUUUGUUAUGUUGUUGGUGGUAGUGGAGAUUAUGGUAUUGAUAUUUUUGCGAUUUAUAAGCAAAAACUUAUUUUAAUUCAAUGUAAAUGUCAAGAAUCUUCUUUGGGUACAGAAGUUGUUAUCAAAAUGCAUUCUGCUAUUAAUAUGAUUGACGGGUGUUUUGGUGUUAUUGUUUAUGAUAGUAGGAAAUUAGUUCAUAAUGAUAGUAGGAAAUUAGUUCAUAAUGAUAGUUCUUUAACACCGAAUGCAUCGAGUUUUUUACAGGGUAUAUGUCCUCAAGUUAAAAUUGCAACUGAAAAAGAUAUUUUUCAAUGUAUUGUAAAAAUGAUUCCUUAA